AUGAAAUAAGAAGAUGACAAAGAUUUUGAUACUUUAGCAAGCAUAUGGAUGCAUAUGAAAUAAGUAUAAGACUUAAAUAAAAUAGUAAAUUGAUAAUGUUAAUGAAAAGAGCAAUGUUUAGAUCAAAUUAUAAAAUAAUAGUUAAUAAGUAUUUUCAUAAGUGAAAUACAAUCCAAAAAAUAUUUCUAUUUAAAUUUAGAAAUAGUAAGAAGAAUUGUUUUAAAAAAAUACAAAAUUAAUUGAUGCAUAAUAAAAAAUAAAUGAAUUAGAAGAGAUUAAUAUAAAGCUGAAUAAAGAAAUUGAAACAUUGUAAAAAGAGAAAGAAUUAAUACUUUAAAAAUUUGAAAUGAUAGAAGAGGUAAUUGAUAGUUUUUAAAUGGAUAAAUCAAGUAAUAGAUUGAUUAGACUUGAAAAUGAUUAAUUAAAAUAAGAUAUUACAAGAUUAUUAGGAUUAUUGAAGUAAACUAAAGAAUUUAAUGAUAUUUAAAUAGAAAACAAUUAACAUUACAUCUAAUAAGGUGAAUUUUAAUAGUAGAAAUCUAAAGUAAUUGAAAAUGGAAAUAAAAAGGUUGAAGUUUAAGUCUAAGAAGAAAUGUAAAUGAAUAUUUCUAUAAAGUUUUUGGAUACCAAAAAAAGUAAUCGAAAUCAUAAAUAAUAUUGAAAUGAAUUACUCAUAAAAAAAUGAAUUAUUGAUUAAUCUUAAUUCUACUUUUUAUGAGUAUUAUACAGCAAAAAUAAACAAAUUAAAAUAAUAAGCUGACAAUGAAAUCAACAAUCUUAAAAGACAAUUAAAUUCACGAAUACCAUAUGAUGGGAUAAUGACAUAAAAGAAAACUGAAAGGAAUUUAAAAGUAUAAUUUUCUGAUCAAAAAUCUGAAUCAAAAAAAUCUAAAGAAACAAUUAAUAGAAAUCUAUUUUAAAAAGUAGAUGAAUAAUUGAAAGUUAGUAAAGUUAUUGAUAAGACAUAAAUCUUUAUGGAAGGUGCAACUUGGAUUAGUAUUAUAAAAUAUUUAUAUCAUAGUGGAAAAGAUUAAUAAUGAAAUUCUAUCAUAUGAAAUUGAUGUUAAAUCUUUAAAUUAAGAAUUAAGUAUAAAGAUUGAUACUUUAAUUAAUGAAGAAGACUUGGCCUAUAAAAAUAUAGUAAAUAAGGUAUACAGGAAUUAAACUAUAUAUUAGAUAUUUAAAUGGAUUACAGAUGCUUCUGAAGAAUAAAUUUAUUCAUUAAAAGAAAAAUUAAAUUGUAUUAUGGAAUCAACUUAAAGCAGAGCAACCACAAGAAGAACAUUUUAAAUAACUGAAAAUGUUUUAAAUUGA
Molecule: messenger RNA, 1314 nt
Organism: Paramecium sonneborni
Lineage: Eukaryota; Ciliophora; Oligohymenophorea; Peniculida; Parameciidae
Source: the annotation of a GenBank genome assembly